GCCGUUAUAGUUUCAGACGGAAGUGGAUAGAUUUGUCACACAACCUUCCGAUUUUUAGAUAUUUCGUGUAUUUCGAUAGUUGUGGAUAUAUUUGUCACAAAUCUGAUAGUUGUGGAUAUACAGCUGUAUUUUGCCAACAAACUAUUAGGGUUUUAAAUUAUUUGGAUGGGUUUGAAUUGAUAUUUACAAAAUCACUGUAUAUGAGUUAAGUGAUUAAAAUGAUUAACUAAUUAGGGGUUGUUUGGAAGUUGCGAUUGUUUUGUUGAGAUUGUCAUUAUGCAUGUAUUGUUUACAAUGCAUCGUUUUUUGUUUUUUUAGCAGAAACAAUACAUGGAUUGUUUCUGUGAUGUGACAGAAACUAUCACUCAUGUUGAGAUAGUUGAGUUGAGAUUGUUUUGUCUCAGCUUUUAGUUGAUGCGACAUACACAAUCACACAUACCAAACGUUGUAUUCUACAAUGCAUCAAAUUCGACAAUACAUGUAUAAUAUUAUACAUGCAUUCUCAACAAUACAUUUAUUUAACAAUCGCAACUUCCAAACAAACCCUAAAAAUAAAAUACAACAAAAAUGUAUGGCUGUCGAGGUUAAUUUUCCGGGCAAGCAAGCUGCAAGCGGGGUAAAUGGGUAAUUCUGGGUGAACUCCGUUCACGGAAAGCUAGAAACCCUAACUCUGGGGGGCGCCCGCCGAGUGUAAAGCCAGGACUCGCCAUAAAAAUGAAGAGAGCCAAUGCCACGUGGACACAUUGGCAGAUAACGUCUCCCAAAAACCUCUCGAUGACGUGUACCUUGUAACCGCGGCCUCCAUAUAAAUACCACACCAUCUUUUUCUUUCCCUCUCAUCGUUUUUUUUCUCGUGCUCAUCCAUUCUCUCUCUCUCCUUCUUCACUGUCCAUUUUCCUCUUCUCGAAUCGCUAUCGAACGGAUUGGGACGAACACUUUUUCCUCCGGGAACUCUUGCUCUGCUGAUUUCUCGCUCCUAGUCUCCUUCUUCCGGCGAGCAUUACCCGGGAGCCUGGAGGAAUCCGGAGAGAUCCUCCCGUUGAUCUAGGGUUUUUUUUUCUUCUUUCUCUCCAGAUUUGAAUCGGCCGUUGUUUUCGUUUUUUUUUUUGCGCGCUCUGAUCGGAAGUUCUGUCUCGGCGUGGAGGAUAUCCUGAUUGUUUCUUCCUGGCUUGGCUCGAGAUCCCGGGCCAAGCACAGAAGAACCGCUUCACCGUUUCCGGAUUCACUUCCCUUCUUCGCUCCUCUCUUCAGGACUCGGCAAGCCGACUGCGGCAGAGGUAUUAGUUUGCAUUUCUCUCAAAGUCUUUUCUUCCUUUUUGUUUAAUCUGCUACUGGUUUUCUUUAUCUUGCGGUGGUUAAUCUGUAUGGUUGCUUGAGAGGGGGAAAAUGCGAGAGCGCUAGUCUGUUUUAGUGGUCGAGACGUCGAGUGUUUUUGUUUUGGCAAGGUGGUGAAGUUCCAGAUGUUUGGAUAUCGUGUUGAGCUUCAGAUCUUUGCGAUUCGAGAGUCCAGGUUUAUGAUUGUUCAUUGUAGUUUCACUGUGUCCGCCACGAUUCUGGACAGGAGUUUUAAUUGUUGGCGAUGGUGUGGAUGCAUCGAAGACGUGUUGGUGAUUCUAGAACCUAACUGAUUUCUUUCUGUUUUUUUUAUUUUGUUUUUUUUUGAAGUGCAGAAGGCAUUGUACAGGAUUCGUUGUGUAAAUGGCGUCGAAUGAGGGAUUUCUAACUGAUGAGCAAAGAGAAGUGUUAAAACUUGCCUGUCAGAACGCAGACAAUUUGGCUUCACCGCCUAAAAGCUUGUCGUCUUCACCUAAAUCCCCUUCAGGGUUGCGUCCUGAACACUUCGUGAGAGUUCCUGGUGCUGGCAAAGCAUCCACAGGUGGGGCUGGUGGCAGGCAUGUAAAGCGAUCCCACUCUGGCAAGUAUGGGAGAGCAAAGAAGGAUGGUGCUGGUGGCAAGGGAACAUGGGGGAAGCUUCUUGAUACAGAGGGUGAUAUCCAUAUUGAUCGCAAUGAUCCUAAUUAUGACAGUGGAGAGGAACCUUAUAAACUCGUUGGGGCUACAUUAUCUGAUCCCUUGGAUGACUACAAGAAAGCGGUUGCUUCCAUAGUAGAAGAGUAUUUCAGUACCGGGGAUGUAGAAGUUGCAGCAUCAGACCUCAGAGAACUUGGAGCCAGUCAAUAUCAUCCAUACUUUAUCAAGAGACUCAUCUCCAUGGCCAUGGAUAGACACGACAAGGAGAAGGAAAUGGCUUCUGUUUUACUGUCCUCACUAUAUGCUGAUGUUAUAACUCCUGCACAAAUCCGGGAUGGGUUCGUCAUACUUCUCGAAUCUACUGAUGACCUUGCUGUAGAUAUCUUGGAUGCCGUAGAUGUCCUUGCUUUGUUUGUAGCGCGGGCCGUGGUUGAUGAGAUACUCCCACCUGCUUUUCUCCCACGGGCAAAGAAAACUAUUCCUGAAGCGUCGAAGGGAUUUCAGGUUCUAUUGACUGCUGAAAAAUCCUACCUUUCAGCUCCUCACCAUGCCGAGCUUGUGGAAAAUAGAUGGGGUGGUAGCACUCGUAACACUGUUGAAGAGGUGAAGAAGAAGAUUGCCAGUCUGUUGAGGGAAUAUGUCGAGAGUGGACAUGCUGUUGAGGCCUGUAGAUCCAUUCGAGAGCUAGGGGUUACAUUCUUCCAUCAUGAAGUUGUGAAGAGAGCUUUAGUUCUUGCAAUGGAGAUCCAAACUGCUGAACCACUCAUAUCCAAGCUCUUGAAAGAAGCUUCCGAGGAAGGCCUCAUAAGUCCUAGUCAAAUGACCAAAGGCUUUGCUCGGUUGGCAGAGAGCCUUGAUGACCUUGCACUCGACAUUCCAUCUGCUAGACCCCUUUUCCAAUCUAUCGUCUCUAAAGCCAUCUCAGAAGGGUGGCUGGAUGCUUCCUUCUCAAACACUUCAGGUGAAGAUGGGCAACCACAAGCUGAAGAUGCAAAGUUGAAGCGCUACAAAGAGGAGGUUGUUUCUGUUAUCCACGAGUACUUUGACUCCGAUGAUAUCCCUGAACUGAUCAGGAGUUUGGUAGAUCUCGGUUUGCCGGAGUACAAUCCGAUAUUCUUGAAACGGCUUAUAACCCUUGCCAUGGACAGGAAAAACAGGGAGAAAGAGAUGGCAUCUGUUUUGCUCUCGGCGCUUCACAUAGAGAUCUUCUCAACAGAAGACAUAGUUGAUGGCUUUGUGAUGCUAUUGGAAUCAGCUGAAGAUACCGCGCUCGACAUCCUCGAUGCUUCAAACGAGCUGGCCUUGUUUCUAGCUAGGGCUGUGAUAGAUGACGUACUGGUACCUUUGAAUCUCGAGGAGAUAGGAGGCCAGCUGCCGCCAAACAGCAGCGGGAGCGAGACUGUGAAAAUGGCCAGAUCUCUCAUCACUGCCCGCCAUGCCGGCGAGAGGCUCCUGAGGUGUUGGGGAGGCGGGACCGGGUGGGCCGUCGAGGAUGCGAAGGACAAGAUCACGAAGCUGUUGGAGGAGUACGAUAGCAGCGGCGGAGUGGGCGAGGCGUGCCAGUGCAUCCGCGACUUGGGAAUGCCCUUCUUCAACCACGAGGUGGUGAAGAAGGCGCUGAUCAUGGCGAUGGAGAAGAAGAACGACAGGAUGCUGGACCUGCUCCAGGAGUGCUUCAACGAAGGGCUGAUCACCACCAACCAGAUGACGAAAGGGUUCACUCGUAUCAAGGAAGGGCUCGACGAUCUCGCUCUCGACAUACCGAAUGCGGAGGAGAAGUACGCCUUCUACGUCGAGUAUGCCCAGAAGAAGGGGUGGCUUCAGGCAUCGUUUUAGACCCUAGAUGGCCCUUUUUUACUUGAGAAGCACGCACUAUGUUUCGGAUGUUAUGUAUUUCUUUCUCCUGUUUAGAUAGACGAGUAUGAGAGAUGUAUUAGAUUCCUUUGAUACGAUUGUUUCUCCUUGUUGUUUUCCUUAUCUUUGGUCCUGGGUUUUGUUGGUGUUUCAGGAAAGGGUCAAACGAGGGAAUUGUUUUAUGAUCCAAGCCAAUGUACAAAGUUGGUUUCUCGUCUUUACCAAGUAGCUUUUAUCUUCACACUUAAAUUGGGUAAUUAGCAACGGCAAAUAUCAUUAUAUCAA
Molecule: messenger RNA, 4110 nt
Organism: Linum trigynum
Lineage: Eukaryota; Viridiplantae; Streptophyta; Magnoliopsida; Malpighiales; Linaceae
Source: the annotation of a GenBank genome assembly